Molecule: messenger RNA, 4292 nt
Organism: Fundulus heteroclitus (mummichog)
Lineage: Eukaryota; Metazoa; Chordata; Actinopteri; Cyprinodontiformes; Fundulidae
Product: zf-A20 domain-containing protein
Exons: 6
Coding region: 163-834 (223 amino acids)
Molecular function (GO): zinc ion binding; DNA binding
Source: RefSeq, a predicted model, not a curated record
UGGUCCCCGUUUCGAAUGACGGGAACGCGCCCUGGGUAGGAGGCCGCGCGUGCUGCUGGGGACACAACUUGUUCAAAUCUAAAGCUCAAGGUCGUUGACAGCCUCCGGUACCUUGGAUUUCAGGAAUAUCCUCUCCCGCCCCCCUUCCCCCUCUGUCAGAGCAUGGCUCAGGAGACCAAUCAGACGCAAGUGCCAAUGCUUUGCACUUUGGGAUGUGGUUUCUACGGUAACCCCCGCACCAACGGCAUGUGCUCUGUCUGCUACAAGGAACACCUGCAGAGACAACAGGGAGGGGGACGAUCCAGCCCUCCUGGAGAGAAAGCUGCUACAUCACCGUCAGCAUCACCAACAUCAACAAGUGUAACCGUGGAAGACACAAACUCGGAGCUCACUACAGAAGCAGCAGGAACCCCACCUGAGGAGCAGACAACCAGCCCGAGCUCUCCGAGUCCAGUAACCCAACAGAUGACGGCCAUGAGCAUCUCCCAAGAUUCGGGGGCCGUAGACUCUGAACGAGCAGCGGCUGAGGGAGGGGAGGAAGAAGACGAGGAGGAUGAGGGUACGUCCAAUGGCACAGAACCUCCGGGUGACGGAGCACAGGCUUCCUCUGAUGGUGACCAAACUCCUGAUAAAAACAAGAAAAAGAACCGCUGCUUCUCCUGCCGGAAGAAAGUGGGCCUCACUGGUUUUGACUGUCGCUGCGGCAACCUGUUCUGUGCCAUCCACCGUUACUCCGACAAACACGACUGUCCGUACGACUACCGGAGCGCAGCGGCUGCACGCAUACGCAAGGAGAACCCCAUCGUGGUGGCGGAAAAAAUCCAGAAGUUAUGAGGACUAAGUGCAAUAAAAGUCUCUAAGACUUUGUGAAUUUUGAACAAUGGCGACUUGGAUGAAAAACACCUGACAUCGUGGCUUCAUUUGUUCAAGGUAGUCUAACGCGGGCGGGGUGGGGCGACGCGGUCGCAGUUAAAGUCGAGACCCGUCCCUCGCCGGCGGCUCCCUCCCCCUCUCUCGCUUUCUCUCUGCUAGCGACCGCAGCGAAAUCUUGAGUGCCUGUUUUGUGGGUUUGUAUGAAAGUGUGUUUGUGUUUGCAUACAUCUUGCUUGAGAGUUAGGGAGAGAGUAGCAGGGGCUUGACGGACAUUUGUUUUGCCACGAGGAGGGAAGGGAUUUCAUUUUACCCCUUUUUUGUUUCUCAACUUGGAGGGAUCGUGUGAGUCUUUUUUUUUUUUUUUUUUUUUUUUUUUUAAACUAUCCCUGUAGGUGGUUGAAAUAAAAUGUGGAUAAGCUGUUUGGGAAUGUGCCACAGCCUGGAUAAUGACAUAGGAUUAUUCAGAGGGUGUAGUUAGUUAAAAAAAAGUCAUGUGUCAGACCUUUUAAGGGCUUUGGACUAUUUUUUUUUUUUUUUUCUUAGACUUUAAAUCCUGUAACCUUUGUAUUGAAAUUGCCCCCCCUCCCCUCUUUAACUCUCACGCUGUGGCUCACCACAUGUUGAAGUCCAAAGGCUCAGCAUUUUGCAGAUAUUUCUUUCUUUAUGUUGACAUGUCUGGAUACUGGGUGCAUGAUUGAUUGGGGAGGGAAAGGUCCGGGUACACGUUGAACCUUGACUUAACCGAGUGAUUGAAUCCUGUUGUUUGUUUUUUUUGUUUUCUGUUUUAAUGAGCGUAUGACAUCAGAAGAUCUAUAUUAAUAUAUUCUAGUUAGCUUGAAUUGUGUGAUUGCAUUCUAUUUAUUUUAUAUUGUUUGGUUGGUAUGUGCUGGAGGAUUGGCGGCAUGUGUCGGCAAAUUGUUAGGAUUUGCACUUUGCAGUUAUAUUUAAGUAAUUCCAUCUCCUACAACCAUGAGCGUAAAAAUAAUACAACCUCGUAUGGAUCGAAUUGCAGUUUCGCUGCAACCCAUGUAGUAAAAUUGCCUUUUUCAUCCUUUCUUUUUUUUUUUUUCUUUGAAACAAAGCACAACGACGGAGAUCAACUGCAGAGCACAAAACGUGUGCCACACCUGCUCGGGUUUUGUUCAGCAUCUUGGUCAUUUGAAGUUUAUGUCCGAGCUAUAGAGCAGGCUCGGAGAACAAAAAUUGCCUUCUAGUGAUGAGGUGUUCUAUUUGAGGUUUUCCUUGAAAGCCUUUUUUUUUUUUUUUGCUUUGUUUAAAUGUCUGUUUGUUCUUUGGAGUCGGAGCGAGGCUCCAUGUCUCUCUAACCACCAGCAGACCACUGACACAUGCUGAAUGAAAACUGAACCGGGUCGCAGUUACGCUAAACACAAGAAAACCCGUUCCGUUCAGCUGCAGCAAAGAUUGUCGCCGUGCUGUGCUCUAUACAUUGCGUUGUGAUUCAGAUGCAUAGAUGGCUUCUCGCUAACUCCUCUUCAGGAAGAUCUGACCCGAUGCAUGUGUGCGGUGGGACUCGAUUCCCUGCACCGCAACUUAUCUGCGUAGUUGGAAACGCUGGAGCUGUAAAGAAUAGGAGGCCACACAGCAGUAGCACAAUGCAUGGCUGAAACCUGUGGGGUUGAAAUUAACAGGACUCAACAGUUUUUAAUUUUUUAAUUUUUUUGUUUUUUUUGGUUUGUUUCCUCCAAAUGUAAAUACCAUACGGCUCCAAUUCAUAUAGUAUAAUCUUUAUGUAGGUUAUUGCCAGGUAAUUAAGGUGAUGGAUUGAGACGAAGAAUAGUACUGUGUGUAUUAAAGUGCUUUUCAUAAUUAUCCAAAAAUAAAAAAAAAAUAGAAAAGUGCCCUUAUUGGCACUGACAAUUUUACCGAUUUAUUACCCCACUUUUAAUGUAGAAUUAUUGCAUAUAAAAUUCAGUGUUUUCUGUAAGCCACCCACUGUUUGUAUCUUCGCCAAGCCAUGCUUCUUUUUUUUUUUUUCUCUACCAUAAUGUCCUCGUUAAGCAUUUAAUGUCCCUUGCUUACUUGGUAUCCUAAUCCACGCUUUUAUCCUGUUACUGAUAUUAAAGGUUUAAAAAAAAAAAAAGGCCCUGGUGACAUUCAGGUAUAUAGCAGUUGAGGUUUCACCUUUUCAUUAUUUAAACUUUCCCUGUAAGCGUCUCUUGAUCCUGAGCAUUAAGUAUUUAUAGAUGUGCGGCAAGGAAAUCGCAGGGUGUUUUUUCUUUUUUUUUUUUCUUUUUUUUUUUUUGAGUUUUCAAAAGAAGCCACCGUAGAUUGUGACCGACGGGAAGCUUUUUGCUCUCAGAUGAGUUUCGAUUUAACUCCUGGAUUUGAAGUCCUCUGUGACGGUGGGCGACGUGUCUGAAUGGCUGCUGGGGUGAGGGCUUGGCAUGCCAGAACCGAGGCCCAUUUAUCUGCGAUCGGCUGAGCAUCUAUAAACCCCGACUGUGAUUAAUUUCUCCUGCCGUUUUGCAUCUAGUGGAAAAUUGAAAUCCGGGAGGGGGGUGGAUCUUGGGUGAUGACGAGACAAAUAACGGUCUCGCUUUACGGAGACUUAUAGCUGGUGCAUCUCUGACUACAUAUACAAAAUUCCCAGACCUUCAAAUGUCGUUUUUAAUGCAGAACAUCUAGUUUUGCUUUACAGGUGAUUUGUAAAAUGAUUGUUCAGCUGCGUAAAUCAUGGGGGGGGGGGGGAGGGGGGUGCCAUGGUUUGUGCUUCCUGAUGACUGCUCAUAUCAGUAACCCAACCCUGUAAACAUGCUUUUUCCUAAUAAUCAUGAGCAGUUUGAAUGUAAACCACAAUAUUUCACGCAACACAUUAUGAUGUCAAUUUAACGGACUAUUUGGAUUUUUAUUUCGACUGUUUCAGGGAGAGAAUGGAUAGCCCGUUGUCAUUUCUUUUUUUCUUUUUCUUUUUUACAUCAGUGAUAGUUGAACCACUAACAUUGUUUAGACUGUGAUUUAGCACCAGCAGUUAGGGUUAGCAUUCCUACUUAGUCUAGAUCCCAUCAGUAUGUUAACCUAUUUUUCUUCUUCUUUUUAUCAAUUAUGUUCUGCUGUCUUCAAGUCAAUGUUAACAUAGCCGUUCCUAAGAAAGGUCUUCAUCAAACAGGAGGUUUAAUUGGUCAUGAUAAAUCUAUAUCUUAUGACUCUGGCUUAAGUUUUGUUUCACUGCAGGAGUAAAGGCAAAUAAAGAUUAUUUUGAUCGCUGUCGUUACCGUUGAAUCGUUUAGAGUUCAAAUUAAAUUUGCUUUCUUCAGAGAUCUAGUUCCUGUCCCUCUGCACUCCAGUCCCCCAGAGACACCACCAGAUUACUUCUUUUUUUUUUUCUUUUAAGAGUUAGGAUUGUAUGAUGUGUAAGAUUAAGUAUAAAAUAAUAAAAUCACAAAGUUUAUUUUAAAGUA